AUGCAGGUUCUCGGUUGGACCAUAGUUCUCCUGUGCCAGUGGAUCCUACGGAAGGUCCAAGGGUUGGAGAAGCAAGUGGACUUCUCAGACCUGGGCCCAGUGGGGUCAGUGAUGAAGACUCUUCCAUAUGGCAUGGGUGGAGGUACAGUUGGAGGAAUUACAGGAGGAGUGGUUAAGCCUCCAUCCCAAACCCGUAUCUUCUCCACUUCAAUCGACCAGAUACCCAUGAAAUCCAAGCCACCCACUUACGGUUUCUAUAACCCGCAUGACUCAUCCCGGAACCAGUCCCUGCUCCUGGACCAAACAGGUUACCGUUCUAAGCGCAAGCCCUCACUAAAGACAGCCAUGAAGACAAAGAAAAUCUUCGGCUGGGGUGACUUCUACUUCAACGUCAAGACCAUGAAGUUCAGCUUGUUGGUGACAGGGAAGAUCGUGGACCACAUCAAUGGGACGUUCACCGUUUACUUCCGCCACAACUCAUCCAGCCUGGGAAACGUUUCAGUCAGUAUCGUGCCACCAACCAAAGUGGUGGAGUUUGAAGUCCUCCAGCAGCAGCAGCUGCACCCCCACACCCAGCAAGAUGUCCAGAUCCAGGAGACCCAGCAGUCCACCAUCGACCCCAAAGAGGCAAAGACCUUUAACUGUCGGGUGGAGUAUGAGAAAACCAACAAAUCCAAGAAGCCCAAACCCUGUCUGUAUGAUCCAUCUCAGACGUGCUACACGGAGCACACCCAGUCCCACGCUGCCUGGCUCUGUGCCAAACCCUUCAAGGUGAUCUGUAUUUUCAUCUCUUUCCUUAGCAUUGAUUACAAGCUGGUUCAAAAAGUGUGUCCGGACUACAACUUCCAAAGUGAGCACCCUUACUUUGGAUAA
This is a messenger RNA of Toxotes jaculatrix (banded archerfish), 873 nucleotides long. Its product is annotated as neurexophilin-4. The coding region runs from base 1 to 873 and encodes 290 amino acids. The transcript has 2 exons. The record is from RefSeq and is a predicted model, not a curated record. Lineage: Eukaryota; Metazoa; Chordata; Actinopteri; Toxotidae. Gene Ontology annotation, molecular function: signaling receptor binding.